Molecule: messenger RNA, 1051 nt
Organism: Miniopterus natalensis
Lineage: Eukaryota; Metazoa; Chordata; Mammalia; Chiroptera; Miniopteridae
Source: RefSeq, a predicted model, not a curated record
AUGAACCAGGUGUGGUCCUCGCCCUCAAGGAGCCCUGCUGGGGGAGAGAAACCCUUAGGAGACUACAGUACAGGUGUCUGGCAGGAAAUAUGGACAUUAAACAGGCAAAUACGCGGCACUGCAAAGACUCUUGGAAGUGCAGUGCCCAGAAAACCUGUCUUAUCUGUCAGUGCGAGAAAAAUUAAGGACAAUGCAGCCGAUUGGCAUAAUUUAAUCCUGAAGUGGGAAACCCUCAAUGAUGCAGGUUUUGCUACUGCAAAUAACAUUGCCAACAUGAAAAUCAGUUUACUGAGUCGUGAGAAGAUAGAGUUGGAGAGCGGCAGCCCGGCUUGCGAUGAAAAUGCUGAACAGAGGCCUCCAGAUUAUAGCAGGGAGCUGGAGGAGCUGUGCGAGGAGCUGCAGGCCACCGUGGAUGGUUUGACCAAAAUACAGGUGAAAAUGGAAAAGCUGUCUUCAACUACCAAGGGCGUUUGUGAGCUGGAAAAUUACCAUUACGGGCAAGAGAGCAAGCGGCCACCCCUGUUUCACACAUGGCCCACAGCCCACUUUUACGAGGCUUCCCGCCAGCUCUUGGACAUGUACCGGGCAGAGCUGCUCCUGAAGCGCACCAUCGUGGCAGAGCUGGCACACACUGCGGACCACGACCUCAUCCUGACCUACUUGUCCCUGUGGCUGCACCAGCCCUACGUGCAGAGUGACAGCAAGCUGCUGCUGGAGAGCAUGCUGCUCGAGACGGGGCACCGAGCGCUGUGACUCCCACACGGCCUCGCGCUUCUCCAGGCCCUGGCUGCUCCGCUGGCCUCUACAGCACCCUUGGUGGACAGUCUUGCAUGGGGGACCCAGGGCCGCACCCUAGCGUCAUGCCCCAGGCUCUGGCAUGGCCACCUGCUGACCUUGGGGCCGUCCAGACUGGACCAUCUCACCAGCUGUCUGCGGGCUCUCCAGACACUUGUGUUGCUGCUGCGUGCCAUCUGCCUCUCAGUGUCACCUGUACCCAGUGUGAACCGGUCACCCAUUAGGACCUGGCAUGAAAUAAAUGAGUUCAACAGAA